CUUUCCCCCAUGUCGGAAUGUUUGGUGCUGUGAGAGGUGAUUAAGCUUAUUGUACACUACUCCGUAAGCUUCGACCAACUCUACAAAUCCUUGACCUUCCAACCCAGUCUUGUCUCAAAGUCAAUCUACACCAUGUCUUUACCAACAACAAGAAGGAUAGUGACAGGCCAUGACAACAACGGCAAGGCAAUCAUAACGUCCGAUGCUGUGCUGACUCCUGCCAACCCUCUCGACCCUGAGGGCAAUCCGCCCACUGGGAUCAUCCCAGGGUUUACCAACCUCUACAAGACCGAUGGCAUCCCGGCGAAAGCGCAGACGCCAUUUGUCGACGUCCACGGUAAGAAAAUUGGCCUCGUCGAUCAGUCCGGAGUUUACUGCCGAAUUGUCGAUUUCCCCGCAACCGGCGAUGCAUCGGACAACGUCAACAUCAUGCACCGAACCCAGAGUGUGGACUUUGGUGUAGUGCUGAAGGGAAGCAUCAAGCUCAUUCUCGACGAUGAAGUCGAAACAAUCAUGAAUGAAGGAGACGUGUGUGUUCAAAGGGCGACUAUCCAUGUAAGUUUCUACAGUCACUUGUUGGCUACGUUUACAUUCGACGGACCAGUCCAAUAGUAGGAGCAACAGCUUGUACUUAUCAGCGGUGUUGAAUCUAGGCCUGGAAGAAUAUGACAAACGAGAACUGUCGAAUGUUAUUCGUUCUUGUCCCCUCGGAAUCUGUCGUAAACGAGACUACGGGAGAAGUCUUGGAGAAUUCAUCCACGAAGGCGUUGGAGGAGUGAUGAUGGGAUACCGGGUUGCAGUGCAAAACACCGACACGGCCAAUUCGCUUUAUCUUGUGGAAUGGGAGGCCUUUAACUGUCAUAGGGAGGUAUGAAGCUUUAUCGAGGACACAUAUCGUAUAUCUUCAAUAACCUGGGCUCGAUGGAAUAAGGGGCCUCCCCUAUACUCGUACAGGGUGAAGCUGCCAGCUGAAAGACCACCAGGGUCGAUGAUUCCUUCUAGGGCAAUGGUGAACCAGUUGAUAAGCAAGUCUCGAGAGUAUUAAGAUGGGAUAUUAAAGAUAGAGAGCCUGCGGGC
Molecule: messenger RNA, 1077 nt
Organism: Exophiala oligosperma
Lineage: Eukaryota; Fungi; Ascomycota; Eurotiomycetes; Chaetothyriales; Herpotrichiellaceae
Exons: 2
Coding region: 133-612 (159 amino acids)
Source: RefSeq, a predicted model, not a curated record